This is a messenger RNA of Colletotrichum abscissum, 501 nucleotides long. RefSeq lists its product as uncharacterized. The record is from RefSeq and is a predicted model, not a curated record. Bases 1 to 501 code for a protein of 166 amino acids. NCBI's taxonomy places the organism in Eukaryota, Fungi, Ascomycota, Sordariomycetes, Glomerellales, Glomerellaceae. The transcript is spliced from 3 exons.
AUGGUACGUAUUGUCAUGGAAGAUUUCAGCGCCUGGACCGGCAAGCAUGAGUACUCGCUCUUGUACCACAGCUUCCUCCACAAGAAGCCUCUCGACAGCACCGACGUGAACCAGUUGAAGUGUCCCAACGUCAACCAGGUCACCGUGAUUUCCCGUGGUCUCGACAACGAGCGGAAGAACGGUCCGCCAUCGGGAAUGGCAGAAAAUGACCGUGUCCUCAAACCGGAUGUGGUCAGCCACCAGCGGAGAUUGGUUAAUACUACGACGAUGUUCCGGCGCAGAGGUCUCGAAGCCGAGCGGCGGCGAUCAGGACACGCAGCAGUCCUUACCGCUGCAGCGCUCUAUUGCGACGCCGGUGGCGGGGCCGGCAAGAAGAACAGGAACCGUAUCACGAACGCCGUCACCAGUAGUAUCAUCACCAAAUACGGCAGCGAGAUCUGCUCGUUCGCAUGGCUGCUGAUUCGGUAUCUGUGUCGUGCCGGACUGGUUGAUGGAAGUUGA